Lycium barbarum (goji berry) is the source of this 3563-nucleotide messenger RNA. RefSeq lists its product as uncharacterized. The transcript has 12 exons. The record is from RefSeq and is a predicted model, not a curated record. Lineage: Eukaryota; Viridiplantae; Streptophyta; Magnoliopsida; Solanales; Solanaceae. Bases 60 to 3308 code for a protein of 1082 amino acids. Gene Ontology annotation, molecular function: DNA binding.
UGGACCACUGUUGCUGCUAUUACUAUAUCAUCCUGUUGCUCCAUUAACAAAGAGCAGACAUGGCUGCCCUUGGGAAUUCUUCAAGUAACAACAACAUAGUGCAACCAAAGUUCUACAAGAUUAUAUUUUCCCAACAUGAAUGCACCAAUCUAAGUUUUCCAGAAGAUUUUGCGAGCAGAUACUGCAAGAACAUGUUAAACCCUGUGUAUCUUGAGGUUCCCAGUGGCGAAGUAUGGGAGGUUGAAGUGGAACAUUCUGAAGGCCAAAUUUGGCUAGCCCAAGGAUGGCAGGAUUUCUGUGACUAUUAUUCAAUAAGCUGUGGGCACUUUUUGAUGUUCGGAUACAAUGCUCGUUCCCAUUUUAAUGUCACUAUAUUUGAUUUGAGUGCAGCAGAAAUUGAAUAUCCAUACAGUUCACGCACCUUCUAUUGUGAUGAAAAACAACAUGCACCAGAAAUAGACCAGUCCGAUUCGGAUGAUUCUGUCGAUAUCCUAGAGGAUAUACCAAGAAGCCACAAAAUGAAAGAAGAAAUUCCUGAUAUGGUUGAGCAUUCUGUUGAAAACCUAGGCCAUGUUCCAUUAGGACAGUCCAGCAAAAGGAAAAGACAAGAAGGGGAUGAAGAAGAUGAGGUUUCAGUUGAUACUUAUAUCAAAAGAAUGGAGGUUGAGAAGUCGCAAGAGGAUGUAGCUUCACCGUCUUUUACUAGAGAGGGCCAAAAAAGCAAUGAAGACUACAGGAAGCACAAGCAAAAAUCCAAGAGUGCUUAUGAUCAAAACAGGACAGUAAUGGACAAAGAGAGCUCUAUUGCAUAUCAAAAAGCAAAAGCUUUUAAAUCUAAGAAUCCGUUCAUUAUAUAUUUUAUGCAGCCAUCGUAUGUCAAUCCUCCAGUCAAUUUGACCAUAUCGUCAACAUUUGCUAGGAAAUAUCUCCUUAAGAAUGAUGGCAAUUUAGUGCUUCGUGUUCCAGGCAGUGGAUCUUGGUCAGUCAAAUGUACUAUUGGAACAGGGAAUGCUAAAGUUCAUUCUGGUUGGAAGGAAUUCGUGCUAGAAAAUAAGUUAAAAGUUGGUGAUGUUUGUGUAUUUGAAGUGAUAAAGGGCUCUCAGCUCGUUGUAGAUGUCAAAAUAUUUCGUGCAGCUGGGAGCAUACUAAUGCACAAUAUAGUUGGAGAAGUUCCAGGGGGUUCUGAUAGUAAAAGCAAGGUUAUCAAAACUGAUAAUUCUGUUCCAUGUCCUCAACCCAAGGUAGUUCACACCGAAAAAUUAAAGCAGCGGACAGGAUGUUCAUAUGCUUUCAACUCAAAAAUUAAAGAACAUGGUGAAGGCACUGAGAUUGAGCAUUCUGCUGAGAUUGUGGGUCAUUAUUCGUCAGGAAAGGGCAGCAAAAGAAAAAUAUUAGAAGGGGAUGAUGUUUCAAUCGACAUUCACAGAAUAAGUAUGAAGGUGGAAAAGUCUCAAGAAGAUGUAGCGUCGCCUUCUUUCGCAAGAAAAAACAAAAAAAGCGGAGGAAGUUGCAGGAUGCACAAGCAACAAUCCAAGAUUAUUUAUGGUAGGAACAAGAUAGUAAUGGACAAAGAAAGUGCUAUAGCAUAUCAAAGAGCAAAAGCUUUUAAAUCUAAGAGUCCAUUCGUUAUAUCUUUUAUGCAACCAUCGUAUAUCUCCAUACCGUAUAGGCUGAACAUAUCGUCUACAUUUGCCAGGAAGUAUUUCCUCGAGAAUGAUGGCAAUUUAGUGCUUCGUGUUCCAGGUAGUGGAUCUUGGUCUGUCAAAUGUACUAUCGGACCAGGGGAUGCUAAAAUUCAUUCUGGUUGGAAGGCAUUCGUGCUAGAAAAUGAGUUAAAAGUUGGUGAUGUUUGCGUAUUUGAAGUGGUAAAGGGCACUCAGCUCUUUAUAGAUGUCACAAUAAUUCGUGCUGAUGGAAGCAGACCAAUGCAUAAGAUAUCUGGAGAAAAGCCAGGGGUUUCUGACAGUAAAGACAAGAUUACCAAAACUGACAACUCUCUUCCAUGUUCUGAACUGAAAGUAGUUCACACCAAGAAAUUAAAGCAGCGGAGAGGAGGUUCAUAUGGUUUCAGGUCAAAAAUUAAAGAAGAACAUGGCGAAGGCACUGAGAUUGAGCAUUCUGUUGAGAUUUUGAACCAUUGUCCGUUAGGACUUCGCAGCAAAAGAAGAAGACCAGAAGCGGAAGCAGAGGAUGAUGUUUCAAUUGACAUUCAAACCAAAAGUAUCAUGGUGGAAAAGUCACAAGAGGAUGUAGCUUCACCUUCUUUCACGAGAAAAACCAAAAAAAGCGGAGAAAGUUGCAGGACGUACAAGCAACAAUCCAAGAUGGUUUAUGCAAAGAACAUGACAGUAUUGGACAAAGAAAGGACUAUAGCAUAUCAAAGAGCAAAAGCUUUUAAAUCUAACAAUCCAUUUGUUAUAUAUUUUAUGCAACCAUCGUAUGUCUCGAAGCCAUACACUCUGUUCAUAUGUUUCUCGUUUGCUUGGAAAUAUUUUCGGGAGAAAUGUGGCAAUUUAGUGCUUCGUGUUCCCAGCAGGGGAUCUUGGUCUGUUAAAUAUGACCUGAGAACAUCAAAAUCGACAAUUCGCUUCUGCUGGAAGGCAUUCGUGCUGGACAAUAAGUUAAAAAUUGGUGAUGUUUGUGUAUUUGAACUGAUUAAGGGCAGUCAGCCCUUUUUAGAUGUCACUAUAUUUCGUGCAGCUGAGAGCAUACAUAAAAUAGAUGGAGGGGUUUCUGAUUGUAAAAACAAGAUAAUCGAAACUGAGAAUUCAGUUCCAUGUUCUCAUCCCAAAAUAGUUCACAGCAGGAAACUGAAUCUUGAAAAGAAGCAGAAAGGAGAUUGUGAUGGUUUCAUUAUUUCAAAAAUUAAAGAAGAACUCAGUGAAGGUGCAGGGAAGCAUGCGCAACAAUCUAAGACUUCUGGUAUGGGCAGAGUGGUAGCCAAAGAAAUGGUUGUGGCAUAUCACAAAGCAAAAGCAUUUACAUCUGAAAAUCCAUUCUUCAUAAGUUUUAUGCAACCAUCAUAUGUGUGUCAGGCCUGCAGCCAGAUGAAAUUGUCCAUGACGCUGCCAGUAACUAAGAAAUUUUUUACCACUAAACAUAGUGAUGUGGUACUUCAAGUUUCAAGCAAGAGAACAUGGGCUGUAAAAUGCAUUCUUGGAACAGCAAACGCGAAGUUCACUGCCGGUUGGAAGGAGUUUGUGCUGGACAACAACUUAAAAGUAGGUGAUGUUUGUGUCUUUGAACGGGUUGGUAGAUCGAAACUUUUGUUCAAUGUCAUCAUUUUUCCUUCUGAGGAAGGUAUAUAAGAUUGUUUCACUUGCUUAAACGCCGAUGUAUAUUUUGUUUAACUAAUCUGUGUUGGUUGUCUUCUUUUUGAUGUAUAUUUUGUUUAACUAAUCAGUGUUGGUUGUCUUCUUUUUGAUGUAUAUUUUGUUUAACUAAUCAGUGUUGGUUGUCUUCUUUUUGAAAGGGAAGGAGACAAUGUAUUUAUUCCCCCUAAGAACAACCUUAGGAUCUUUGAUUCUGUAACCUUAACUACUUGUUAUAGUCUUCAUGUAUUU